AUGAGUAGUGGCUUUGAAUCUUCAAAAAUUAAGCUACCUAAUGAAAUAGCAAAUGUCAUGAAUAUUGAUAAGACAUUUAAAAAGAAGCGUUUUAAAAGGACAAAAAAACAAUUUAAUUAUAAAAAUUCUAAUGAAGUAAAUGACGAUCCAGGAAACAAUAUCCGAACAUUUUAUUUUAAUGUAAUUGCCGUUGGAGCUAUAUUGUCAUUUAGUGAACGAUUUAAUCAAUUUCAAAUUUAUAACAACAAUUCCAGUUUUUUAUACAUUAUUGGUGCACUCCUAAAAAUAACUAAUGACGACCUUAUGAAGAAUUGUUUAGAUUUGCAAAAUUUACUAGUGUAUCGUUGCAUACAACGAAAAAAGAUUCUACGCCUAUAG
Molecule: messenger RNA, 378 nt
Organism: Macrosiphum euphorbiae (potato aphid)
Lineage: Eukaryota; Metazoa; Arthropoda; Insecta; Hemiptera; Aphididae
Source: the annotation of a GenBank genome assembly